UGUCGAGGAGACAGCGCAUCACCUUUCCAUCGCAUUUGGAUCGUCUUCAUCGCAUUUCAUUCACAUCACCAUCCUCACUGUGGUGAGCAGUGCUUCAGCAACCUUUUUCUCACACAGCUCCGCUCAAGCCAAGGAAAGUGUGCGCGAGAAAUAGGUCAGGGAGAGACUGCGCCUUUUUCUUCAUUCGCAUCCCUCAAGUCUCGUGAAGGAAUCACGCGUUUUAGCUCGCAAGGCAGCGCUGGAAGGAAGCAAACAGAGAAGGAAGAAAAGAAAGAAAUACAGUAAUACCUGUGUGGACCUGGAUCAGGCGACAGUGCCGCUGUCCGGCAUAUUGCUUCGUGUAUUACUUUAGCCUCCUGAUCCCGUAGAAAGAGAGUUCCCUUCUUGUUUGCGGACGCGCGACUGGCUUUGACAGAGCAAUUUUAUACCCCUGCAACGCGUCGUAGACUAUUUUCAAGUGACACAAUCUACAUCCAUCAUGGCUGACGAACCCCGACGAUCCGGUCGCUCGACGAAGGGCCAGCACAAGAAUCUCGAUAUGAUAACUGAACCACCGAAGAAACCGAGAGCUAAAGCUCUACCCAAAGAGAAGCCUUCCAAACCCUCUGCCGAGCCUACACCCGCUCCUAGUGAAGAAGAUGAGAUUAUCCGGUGCAUAUGCGGAGAAUACGAAGAGGAAGAAGAUGUCGAACGGGACAUGAUCUGCUGCGACAAAUGCUCGGCAUGGCAACACAACGACUGCAUGGGUCUGACGUUUGGAAAAGGCGAGGAACCCGACGAGUACUUUUGUGAGCUCUGCAAGCCUGAGAAUCACAAGGUACUUUUGGAGAAGAUGGCACGUGGUGAAAAGCCGUGGGAGGAGGCCGCAGAAAUAAGACGCCGGCAGGCUGAAGAGAAAAAGCCAGCACGACGCAGGAAGGGCAAGAGAGGUGGGAGGAGAGGCAGGCCCAGUGAAGCCAAAACAGGUGCAGCGACAGAGACUCCUCCAGCCAAUGCUGUGAGCUCGAUCUCCCCAUCACACUCGGUUCCACCUACCGCAACCCCAGUACUGGAAGAGAAAAAUGGCGUUGCGAAACGUAAAUUUGAUGAGCACCAAGAAACUGCAAAGACGGAAUCAGGUCCAAAACUGAAGCAGCAAAAGGUAUCGCCUCAGACGGACGUGACGCCGGUUGAAGAUGCAAAAGUGCCUUUGGUGAAGGCCGAUUCCAGUUCAUUGCCGUCUCGUCAAGGUUCUGUAGCAUCAGCGGAGAAACCGGUGACUGCGAUUGUUGGCACUCCUGAGGAGAUUUCGAAUCCAGCUCGGAAAAGAGCUGCUACUGCCCUAAUCAAGCUAUUUGUAGAUCUGGUCGCUGAGGCCCGGAAGCAAGGAUCUUUCUCCUUGCCAGAUGGACAAUCAGCAGAGGAUGUGGCCCGGCAUGUUGGUCUCUCCAUUGAGAAUGCUAUGUAUCAGAAUCUAUGUGGAGCCUCUGGAGAACCAACAGAACCAUAUAAGCUACAACUGCGGACGAUUUUAUUCAACGUAAAGAGGAAUCGUUCUCUGCGGGAUCGACUGCUCGUAGGUAGUUUGUCCGCUGAUGUCUUAUCUAAGAUGAAUUCGCAGGACAUGGCGAGCGAGGAACUGCAGCAGAAGGAUGCCGAAAUCAAACGAGAGGCGGAAAGACAACACAUCAUUGUGCAGGAGCAAGGGCCACGAAUAAGACGAACUCAUAAGGGAGAAGAGCUGGUGGAAGACGAAAGCUAUAAUGCCGCAACCGAAUCCAUCUUCUCGACGGCACCGACACGCCGCAGCAUCGUUGAUGCAGAUGGCACUCCUCCAGGCCGGAGUCCUAGCAGUCCAAAUGUCCAGCAUCAGCCUGAAUUGGCCAACGCACGGCAGGCUACGAGACCACCUCCAAUUGAUACGAAAGCUGGGGACUUCAACUCCCAUGAUAAUCUUUUUCAGCCCAGCGUACACUCACCCGGUGCAUCCAACCAUGAUAGCCUCUUUCCAGAGGUUGCCACGCAUAUUCGAGAACCGCUUCCGAGUGGAAGGGUUCAAGCAGAUGCAGAGAUCGACCAUCUUCUGCGAGAUGAGGAGGAGCCAGACUCUCCUCCGUAUUCGCCCAAGGACUACAAUGAGGAAGGGACCAUUUGGCGUGGGAGAAUUGCGUUGAGCCCCAUUUCAGAAUUUUCUUCUUCUGCAAAGCACGUGGGGGGUGCGGAUUUGAGCGCAAAGAUACCCUGGAGUCAGCUUAUGCCUCCGGUAUUGCAGGUUGAUGGACGAAUCGACAUCCAGCUUGCUAGCAACUACCUCUGUGGGCUGCGCUUCAGCGGCUCAACCGAUGUCUCCGUGACCUCCGUUAGACGUCCAGAGUUUCCUGUGGAGCGAGCUGGGUUUGAUAAGCUCUUCAGCUACUUCUGGGAGCGCAAGAGAUACGGCGUGAUUGGGAAGCAUUCUCUGCCCGCUGUCAAGGAUACAUAUGUUAUUCCUCUCGAGGCCGGAUCAACUAAACCGGAGUUCAUUGAGCUCUUGGAUAAUACCACCCUUGAAGAUCCAACGCCGGAGCGCAUCCUUCUGGUCGUCUUUGUCGUGAGAACCGGCGAGUCUGCCCCUUCUUCAGAGCAACCUCCAUCACUGCGUCCAAGCCAGGAACCCGGCACAGCUGGAAGUCCUGUAACCAUUCCCGCAGGUACUCCCCAGCACCGUCACCCCUUAACACCCAGUGCUCCGCUAUCAACACACAUAUCACCUACGCCGCCCACUGCAUAUGCUGCCUCCCCUGUAAAUGGCCCUUACGGCAAUCCUGGUCUUCAAUCUGAGACACAGCAGCAACACCCGUCCUUCCCGCCUCACGCUGCUCCUCAAUAUCAACAGCACCCCGCCUCGCAAGCACAGCAGGCACCCCAGGGUCUAUCGUUGGCCUUGCAAAUCAUAGGUCCCCAGGCCCAUUCACCUGUCGUCAGACAGGUCAUACAACAGGCGCCAAAUGCGGAUGCUUCCCAAUUGAGUGUUCUGCCUCUCAAGAGGGAUUCAUCUAAUUAG
Messenger RNA from Monascus purpureus, 3022 nucleotides. The record is from the annotation of a GenBank genome assembly. NCBI's taxonomy places the organism in Eukaryota, Fungi, Ascomycota, Eurotiomycetes, Eurotiales, Aspergillaceae.